AUGACAGUGACAGUAACACCGCUGGAAAAUCAGCCCUUGGGAGCCAAAAUCACAUUACCAGAAGGAUGCACGGAUCCCAGCAAAUUGAGCAAAGAAGACUUCGAUACGUUGUACAAAGCUUUGUUGGAAAACCUGGUGAUCGUUAUCCCAGACAUGGAAAACUUGACCCCUGAGUCGCAAUGGAAGCUAACGACCAUGUUCGACCCAACGUGCGACCAAACGGGACAGUCCUAUGGCCACGGCAAAGAGUUUCGCCACGACAAAUCCGUUUUGAGAAAAGACGGGACUUCCAUUCCAGAUCAGCCACAAGUACAAGUCCUGGGCCAGGGCCACUGGCCUGCAGGCCACUACGGAAUGGGAGAAAUUGAUUUGAGACACCCCACGCACUUCGAUUUCCAUAAAUCACCACUUUCCGACGAACAGGCUUUCGAACAAGAUCUCACCCGGUUCUACAGGUGGCACAUCGAUUCCGCUCUAUACGACCUUUCCCCGCCCGUCGCCACUACUUUGCUCGGCAUUCACGUUCCACCGCACUCAAGAAAACAGAAAGUUGUUUACGGCGACAACGACGAUGUUUUAGAAGUUACUCAGGGCGCAACGGCGUUCGUUUCUGGUGCAAGGGCCUUUGAGCUUUUGACGCCAGAAGAGCAAGAUAGGGCAUUAAAAACCAUCGUGGAAUAUGCACCUCAUCCGUACAUUUUCAUUUCCCCAGCAAAGGCUACUUCGAAUGGCCUAACUAUGGUCUCUGAGGGCAAAGAAACGCCUUUGAAUGAGCUCCCACCUUGGGAAGAUUCCAAAAUUAAAAGGCUCCCUCUGGUAUGGACAAAUCCCGUCACCAAAAAGCAUCAUUUGCAGGUUCAUGGAUGCUGUAUAAACAAGCUACUUCUUCCUGACGGCACAACACUGGAAUUGGAAGAUGCCAGAAAAGAAGUUUACAGAAUGAUGAGGCCAGCCAUUGCUCCUAAACAUGUGUACGCACAUACCUGGAAUAAGGGUGACCUCGCCAUUUUCUUCAACAGAGGCGUUUGGCACUCAGUGACUGGUCAAUUCAAGCCUGGUGAGAGAAGGCUGAUGCACCAGUGCAACAUUGCCUCAGGAGCAGACCCAAAGACGAUUAUCAGCGUCGACGCAUGA
Messenger RNA from Lachancea sp. 'fantastica', 1134 nucleotides. NCBI's taxonomy places the organism in Eukaryota, Fungi, Ascomycota, Saccharomycetes, Saccharomycetales, Saccharomycetaceae. The record is from the annotation of a GenBank genome assembly.